Messenger RNA from Macadamia integrifolia, 522 nucleotides. Its product is annotated as vignain-like. Gene Ontology annotation, molecular function: cysteine-type endopeptidase activity. The record is from RefSeq and is a predicted model, not a curated record. Lineage: Eukaryota; Viridiplantae; Streptophyta; Magnoliopsida; Proteales; Proteaceae. Bases 1 to 522 code for a protein of 173 amino acids. The transcript is spliced from 3 exons. Gene Ontology annotation, cellular component: lysosome.
AUGGGACUCAGUGACAAGAUUCACUUCAGUUUGUUUAAAGAGGAGGCAAAGUACGUUCAUGAAUUCAAUAAGAAAGAUGCCAAUCAGUACAAGUUGAAGCUGAACUGGCUUAGUGACAUGAUUGAGGAUGAGGUCCACACUGUCACUUGUUGCAACAAUCCAAGUUAUGAAAGCUUGCAGCUGCAACCUGAAGGGAAUGAUAUUAAUGGUGGUUUCAUGUACCAACGAAAGUUAAAAGACAUCCCAGACUCUGUCGAUUGGAGAGAAAGAGGCAAAUUCACUGGACCCUGUGAGAUAAACAGAUCUCACGUAGUGACUAUUGUGGGCUACGGAACUGAAAAUGGGACAGAUUACUGGAUUGUAAAGAACUCAUGGGGGAAUAACUGGGGAGACGAAGGUUACAUCUACAUGCAGCGAGGUGUCACUGCCAAGGGCAUAGCCAUGGCUGCUUCUCGUCCCAUCAAAUCAUCCUCUGGUUUUUCUUCUGCAACGCCCACAUCUUCUCUCAAAGAUGUCCUGUGA